Rotaria sp. Silwood1 is the source of this 1149-nucleotide messenger RNA. The record is from the annotation of a GenBank genome assembly. NCBI's taxonomy places the organism in Eukaryota, Metazoa, Rotifera, Eurotatoria, Philodinida, Philodinidae.
AUGAAAUCAUCAACGACACGAACCUUUAGUCCAUGUUUAGUUUGUGGUGAUAAGUCAAUUGGUUUUAAUUUUGGUGUAUUAUCAUGUAUGGCAUGUAAAGCAUUUUUUCGACGAAAUGCUGUUAAACUUGGUACUUAUGAGUUUAUUUGUCCUAAAGAUGGCGAUUGUCCGAUAACGCAUACAUACCGUCGUUUAUGUAAUUGUUGUCGUUUAGCAAAAUGUUUUCGUGUUGGAAUGCAGAAAGAUUUAAUACUUUCCGAAGCUGCAAAAGAAGCAAGACGACAAACUGUUGCACAAAAUCGUCAAAAACGCGAGCUAGCAUUACAAACGAAAUGUUUAGAUUUAAUUCCAGUAUCAAAAAUAAAACAUUUACCAUGUAUUCAAUUAUCAGAUGAUUUAUCUCAAUCUGAUAGUAUUCUUCUUGGAAAUAUUUAUAAUGCAUAUGAAUCAACAUGUAUGACAGUAAAAUAUUCUGAAAUUCCAGAUUUUCCUUCAAGAAAACAUACAAAAUUAUUUGAAUUUUUAAAUGAAUAUUCUUCUAUACAUAAAGUAUUAAUUGAAUAUUUCAAAAUUAUACCAGAAUUUAAUAAUUUAUCUAUUUCUGACAAAAUAUGUUUAAUAAGAAAUCAAUUCGGUGUUAUAAUCAAUAUCAAUGAAGCUAUUAUUCAUCCUGGUAUAACAACUAAUUUAGUUGUUUCAUUAACAAAUAUAUAUGGUAUACAUAUAACUAAUCGUCUUUUAAAAUCUAUUGAACGAAUUGUACCAUUUACUAAUGAUCCAAUUAUACUUAAAAUUCUUCUCGUUAUUGGUGCAUUAUGUAGUGGAAAUUAUCGAAAUCGUAAUGAUAAUGAAAUGGAUCAAAUAUGUAAUGAUACAUUGUCAAUAUAUUAUGCACAAAAUGUUUAUGUUGAAUUAUUAUGGAAAUAUAUUUUAUCACGUUCAUCAAAUGAUUUCGAUGCAGUGAAAUUUUUUGAUAAAUUAGUUCAAUUUUUACUUUAUUUAUUAGAUGUUCAUUUACUUACUGAUGGUUUUAUAAAUAAUCAAGUUCAUGAAAUUCAACGAAUGGAACCAUUAAUGCAAAGUAUGUGGCCUAAACCAAGUACAGAUGAGAUUACUUUCAUAAAUGAUAUCCAUAUGGAACAGUAUUAA